AUGACGAUCAAGCACAAUCAGCAGAUCCAGCACAACCAUUUCCGCAAGGACUGGCAACGCCGUGUCCGCGUGCACUUCGACCAGCCCGGUCGCAAGACCCGCAGACGCAAUGCGCGCCAGGACAAGGCCGCCAAGCUGGCUCCUCGCCCCGUCGACAAGCUUCGCCCAAUCGUCCGCUGCCCGACCAUCAAGUACAACCGCCGUGUUCGUGCUGGUCGCGGCUUUUCGCUCGUUGAGCUGAAGGAGGCUGGUAUCCCACGCAAGCUUGCGCCCACCAUCGGUAUCUCUGUUGACCCUCGUCGCGCCAACCUCUCUGAGGAGUCCCUUGCCGCCAACGUUCAGCGUCUGAAGGCAUACAAGGAGCGCCUCGUCCUCUUCCCCCGCAACGCCAAGGCACCAAAGAACGGCGAUGCCGCAAAGAAGGAGGUCGACGCCGCCAAGCAGAUCGGCUCGACUCUCUACGACGGCAAGGUCAAGCAGAGCAACAAGGCUUUCCCCAUCGACAACAAGGUCACCAUCCAGGAGGGCAAGAUCGCCGACUUCCCAAGCACCGAGAACGCCUACCGCAAGUUGCGCGAUGCUCGCUCCGAGGCCCGCCUGGUCGGCAAGCGCGAGAAGCGUGCCAAGGCCAAGGAGGACGAGGAGAAGGACAAGAAGAAAUAG
Molecule: messenger RNA, 663 nt
Organism: Ramularia collo-cygni
Lineage: Eukaryota; Fungi; Ascomycota; Dothideomycetes; Mycosphaerellales; Mycosphaerellaceae
Product: related to 60S ribosomal protein L13
Exons: 5
Coding region: 1-663 (220 amino acids)
Biological process (GO): translation
Cellular component (GO): ribosome; cytosolic large ribosomal subunit
Molecular function (GO): structural constituent of ribosome; RNA binding
Source: RefSeq, a predicted model, not a curated record